Octopus sinensis (East Asian common octopus) is the source of this 1628-nucleotide messenger RNA. RefSeq names its product titin-like. The transcript has 17 exons. Bases 35 to 1573 code for a protein of 512 amino acids. The record is from RefSeq and is a predicted model, not a curated record. Lineage: Eukaryota; Metazoa; Mollusca; Cephalopoda; Octopoda; Octopodidae.
GCUUAACUGACAAGAUAUAUUAUAAGACUUAUUUAUGGCUGACCGUAAAUUAUUUUUACAGUUUUCGACUUCAAAUUAUAAAGACCGCUUGAAAGCAGUCCAAGAACCUGAGGGCAGCACUUCCAAAGUGAGAUUCGAAAGUCUUCCAACCUUUGAAUUCGAAAGUGCUUCUAGAGAGUCAGCUGUUGACCGACAAGGUGCUCGUGCCAAAAGUCUAAAAGAUUCGGCAGAUCUUGUGGAUGGCAUAGCAAGGGACGGAGUCCAUAGUGCUGAUAGCUUACAAAAAGACCCUCCUCAAAUGACUGACAGUGAGAAAGCAAAAAAUUUACAGGCAAAACAGGAUCAGCUAUCUACAUCUAGCUUUCUAAAAUCGUCAGUCGCGCCAGAAAGUUCCUCACAAGAGACUGCAGAAUAUGACACAGAAAGUCAGACUGAGGAAGGCAAACUGGAGAAGAAACACAAAGAUAAGAAAUCAGGGAAGCAUAAAGCUUCAAAGAGUAAAGCAGCAAUCGACGAAGAUGGAGAGCAGCAGGUCCCAAAUGAAAAACAGCGUAAAAGCGGUAAAAAACAAGCUAAACGAAUGGCAAAAAUGCGUAAUGUUAUACCAGCCGCCGAACCGGAGAAGCAUGUCAUCAAAACGGAAGAAACCGAACUGACUUUUAAGAAGAGAGAGAAAAAAAAACUUCAGGACCCAGAAUAUGUGAGAGAUUUCGUUUUCCAAAGAAGAAGCAUUGCCGCUAGAGAAAAGAAACCAGAACUUAAGAAGUUUCCUUCUGAAACAUAUGUGUUAAAAGAACCACAUGCACUUGAAAAGAAAUCAACUGAAAAUCUUGAUGAAGAGUUAGAACCAUCUGAGGAAUCUUUGUCUCCACCAUCUGAAGAAAUAAGUCAAGAGAGCUUGUUUACGGAAGAACAAGAAUCCAUACAACAGAAAAAAGCAUCAAUGGCACUUGCCAAAGACUUUGAAAGAGCAUCAACGAAGCAAAAGAUAUUUGUGAAACUGGAUUCUUAUGCCAUAAAUCCUGACCGUUUCCAGAAAUCCUUGCUGAAACUAAAAGUGAAUCACAUUUUUGAUACACUUCAAACUCUUAAACCACAAGAACCAAAACCAGAAGAUGUCUCUGAAUUUAUUGCCACUCAACAUGAAGACGGAAAAAUUAAUGCAGAAGAAUAUGAAGCUUUGAAAGAAACAGUUGAAGAAUCUUAUGAAGUUCCUCCCAAGGUGGAACCAGAAGUGACCCCAAAACCAGUGGUCAAACCUGUGGACAAGCAAGUGAAGUUGAAGGUGGUGGAGAAAGCAAAAGUUUUACCGAAGAAAGUGAAAGCCAGAAAACAUGCCAAGAGAAUGGUUGGAAAACCAAGAUCUAAAAUUGAGAAGAAGAAGAUUCCUGCAAUACCUUCUGAUGAAAUUAGAAGAAAAUUUAAUUGGGUUGCAGACCAAAUGAGACUUCUUAAUGAACUCCGCAUCAUUCAUGAAUUAACAGAACCUUUCAUUUUCUCCUACUAUGUAAAUUGGCCAGUGAUGUCAGAUUUUGCCAGCAACAAGAAGAAACUCAAGAAAGAAGUUUUAUAAUAGACAAUAAAUCUGAAAAUAAAAAAACUUUCAUGGACAAAAAGUAUUGUGAAAU